Xyrichtys novacula (pearly razorfish) is the source of this 8971-nucleotide messenger RNA. The record is from the annotation of a GenBank genome assembly. Lineage: Eukaryota; Metazoa; Chordata; Actinopteri; Labriformes; Labridae.
CUCCCUCAACGUUGUGCAUAUUUCUGAAUUCCUGCACUGUUUGUAGAGAUCUAAAGCAACAUUAGGAAAGCGCCAAGAUUUAAUAAUGAUCUGUAUACUGCUGGUUGCUGGUCACGGCACCGUCUUAGAGACUCAAAUUAAGGUAAGAAGCUUUUAAUGCUGCCGCGCCAAGAAGGUUAAUAAGAGGCAGUGCAAAGUUCAUGUGUGUUGUGAAGCGGUCAUACUUGUGCAGCCUGAACUGCCUUACAAAGGUAGUCUCUUUUCUGCUGUAAUCCCUGGCAUCUGGCUUGUUUAGCUGUUAGACCUGGAUCUAGCGACAAGGACGCUUAAUUAAUUAUCCGUUUUUAAGAUUUAAGAUUUCCAGCUCUUACUGGACAUAUCUGGUGUAGAUUUAAAGUCCCCGUGGGUAACUUUUAAUUAUUGACUGCCCCCCAUAGAGAAAAACAGUACAUCUCAUUUUCUUGUUGAUCUUGCCCUGUACUUGCUACAAGGCCAAAGAAUCAGACUCACAACAUAACUCCCCCCUGUAGUGAUCCCUGGUUUAGAUUAAAACGAUUAUGAAAUUAUAACAUUUUAUGCAACUCAUUUGCAUCUGUGUAUGUACCAUCAUUUAGAGACAUUAGUAUUCAUUUGAUUAUGUUUCAAACCAGCUGCAGUAUUUUUCAUUUUAACCUGUGGUUGAUGUGUGCUUGUCAGUGUUUGAUCUACAUAAUUUCCAAAAAGAAUAUAUAUACUGUAUAUAAAUAUAUUUGUGUCAGACAAAAAGGACAGUUCUCCACUUUGAUUUGAUUCAUUUAAAGUAAUUUUAGCUCCAGAGAAGUUUUCAGCAUUUCUUGAUCAUGUUACAGGGUAGAGUUGUUUCCAAAGAAACAUUUUUCACUCUUGAAAGUGAAUUUAGUCUGUCAUAACCUUUAUUAGAAUUGUGUUCAGACCAAAAAAGAUCAUUUUAAAUUUGUUUUAUACAUCAAUUGUGGUAUCUAUGAGCUACAACAUGAGGUCAAAAACCUGGUAUAAAAGUCCACCAUUUUAGCUUAGAGGACUUUUAAAGUCAUAAUAGUAGUUCUGGGGUAAUUUCAGCCAGUUGCUCAAGUGAGAAAAUAAAGGAGUCUGAUGAGAGGAUCAGAGUUUCACUUCAGAUUGUUGAAAUGUGUUACUUUUUCUUUACAAAAAUACAACUGUGAAUGUUCCUAAUCACUUAAAGGCAUUCUCAUGAUAAAAUGGCUUUUUACAAAACAGCUUUUUAACAGUUAUAUGUAAUAAUAAUAAAAAUAAUGAUUGUAUUUGUUAAAUAGCGUAUAAUAAAUAAAAAUACACAUGAAUGUGAAGAAGUGACUGUUAUUUAGGUAGAGGGAGGGCUGGGGUGGGUAGUAGGGAUACGGCUUAACUUACCCCAUUCCCCAUGGCAUACUAUAUUAUCAAGACAGGUAUAUUGACUUCAUUCUGUUGGUUUGCAGGGAUGCACAACAUCUUAAAAUAUAUGCAGAUUCACUAGUUAGAGACAAAACUAUGACUGGCUUGAUGUUGGGAUCUGAAGUCUGAAAAAUGGCUCAUCUUACCCCACUCUCCCCUAUAUGGUUUACUCCUUUUCAAACCCAGUAUGAUGACACAGGCUUGUACAGCCACCUGACUGGGGUACCAAAGGCUUUACUUCCUGGUGUUGGAGGAAAGAAGAUCCUCGACUUCUGGUGGGAAACUGUGAACAUGUAAGUAAUAGUAGCAAGUAAUCCUGGAGGGAACGUGCCUGUUUCUUAAUUCUCAGGUCAGAUGUGUACAAUGAUGUCUGCUUUGUUGUAGCGCUACUUCCCCCCUCUUAGUCAUUGACUUACAGUGUUGUUUUUCUUCAGGCGGCAGCUGUUCACAGAGGUGUAUCUAGUCACCAAUGCAGACAAGUGAGUCCUAACUCUAUUAUAAGUCCUUUGGUGCUGAAUCCAGUAGUCUUGCUUCAGUUUUCUUCUCCUGUGACACUGGUCAGGUACAAACACUACGAGCGCUGGGCUACAGCAAAUGACUUCCCAGUGGAGAAUGUGGUGAAUGACGGCAGCACCACUCUGGAGGACCGUCUAGGAGCUGUGUCUGACCUACAGUUAGUCAUACGCAGCCGCAAGCUGCAGGACGAUAUCAUGGUGGUGCGUUCAAUGACACCUCUAAUUUUGAUAUUGGCUGACAUUUGACUGGUUGUAUUUUAACAGAGUGCCUGAUACACAGUAUGGAUGUGUUUUGUACAGAUUGCAGGAGACAUGCUGUGUGCAGACCAGAACUUUGACAUCGCUCAAGUUAUCCGCUUCUUCAGAUCACAGGUGAGAUUUACUACAAGCAGAAAACCUGAGUGAGUACUUGUUGCAUACAGAAGUUAAAUAUAAUCACAUUUGUGGUCGUUUUUGUGUGGGGAGAAGGUGGUGUGUGACUCCCACUUAUCCUUUGCUGUGUUUGUUUUUUAGUCUGGAGAGCUGAUCAUUUACUACGAGCUGGAGGAGGGUGAGAAAAGCAGCUCUCGAGGCAUUGUGGAGGUUUGCCCCGACACCCACAGGUGAGGAGAAGAGUUAUUCCCUUUAUUCUGAUACCAAAGAGAGCAACAGGUUCUCAUAUUUUGUAUGUGCUGCUCUGUACUUUUAUUGGUGUUAAUCGUAAUUCUCUUUUUGGGGGGGGAUCAGGAUCAAUCGUUUCCUGGAGAAACCUAAGAAUGGGUUGACAUCAUCCCGUCUGGCCAGUGUGGUGUUUUACUGCAUCAGGAAAGACACGCUGUCCUACCUUUCUGACUUCCUCAACCUGAAUCCUCAGUCCACAAACAAGACCUUUGGAGAGCUCUGGGUUUGUUAAUGCUUAUAUACACCUACAGUAAAUUUAAAUUGGGACAUUCAAGCACCUGUUAUCAUUAUCAUAUUAUUAUCUCCUCAGGAGUGGCUUAUUAAUGUGAAGCAGCUGGACGUGUUUGGAAUGAAGCUUCCCACUGGCUUCCAGCUCAUUGGACAAGUGGUUUGUGUUAAUAACUUUGCAUUUUUUAAAAUGUUUUUCAUUCCCUUUAAAUUUUCUGCACAGUCGAGUCGCCCUCUGCUGGCCAGAGAAGACUGUGAAGUAUAUCCAGCUUUUUAUGAAGAUUGGAUCUGAAUUUUUUUUAAAGUGUAUUUUUUCCUUUUCUCUAUCAACAUGCCUCCUUUCAACAUCUCAGGGUCUGUCAGACUACACAAAGUGGCUCACCCACUACUCCACCAAGCAGCAAGACAACCCUGCCAAACCAAUCACAUGCCGAUCAUACGCUCGGUAAGAAAACAGACUGCUCUCUCUCUCUUUGGUCUGAAUUUGGCUCAGGUCACCUCUUCAAAAUAAGAGCCCUUAAACAUGAGUACACAGUCUGUCGGGCUCUGUGAGAACUGACUUCCAAAUGUGGUGGCUCACAGGGUUGGACUCAUGGGGAAUCCCUCAGAUGGCUUUAACGGGAAAACCAUUGCCAUGUCCAUCACUAACUUCUGGGCUGAGGUCACUCUGGUGGAGAGCCAGACUUUGGUAACACCCACAUAAAAGAUGCAGCUCUUCAUCCAGUAAAUACAUAAGAAAAAGUCAUGUGACUGCUUUUCUCUGACUUUGCAGGUUUUGGUCCCUCAUCCUCUCAAUGAUCCCACAGAGUUUGGAAGUUUACAGGAUCUGUUUUGUAUCAGCAGGAAGGAAGGGUGUGUACCACCGACUUUGUAUAAAGAUGAAAGAUGUUGUGUUGUUCAUCAAUCACUCUUCAUCUCACUAAAAGAAGUAAAAUUCUCAGAUGUGUUUAUCCUUUAAAUAUGUUCAGUUUUUGAUCCACUGUAGGUACUUAGGAGGUCUUCGGCUGCUGCAGGCCACCUGCAAGAAGUUCUACCAGUUCUGCUCCAAACAAGGGUAAGAUAAAAACCUAAUAUUAGUGCUUCUGGGAAUUUGGCUUGAAAACACCUCUGCAAUUCCUGAAGCUCAGUGUGUGUGUGUGUGUGUGUGUGUGUGUGUGUGUGUGUGUGUGUGUGUGUGUGUGUGUGUGUGUGUGUGUGUGUGUUGAUGCAGUAUUGCUCUGACAAAGCAAAACUUCACACUAAAGUACGACACCAACAUCCCCCGUCAAGUGGUGAGGAUCCACUUUGACACUUGUUAAUCAUUCAUACAUGAAAAAAUAACAUCUUAUUUUAUGAAAUGUAUUAAAUACACGUCUUUUUAUUCCCUGUCUUCAUGAAGGGCCUGGCUGGCAGCAGGUAAACAGUUGUUUUUGUAUGAUGUCUCAUCUGUAUAAUCCAGUGUUUCAGCUGCUUUUCUCAAUCUCUCCUGUUUUUUUUUCCCCACAGUGCCAUCGUUUCAGCCACUCUAAAGUGUCUAAUGAAAUUCUACAACAUCACUGACAAUGUAAGGACUGUAGAUAUGCAGUAUGUUACAUGAGGGUUAUAUUUUAAUAUUAUCAAGCUUAAGUUAUAGUAGAAGCAUGAAAUUCCCCUCUUCAGAAGCAGCAUCUUCCAGAUUGAAAUUGAGCUAAUGGGGGGGGGGGGGGGAGUAUAAAAAACUGCAGUUCCUCAAGGGUCCACUAGAGGCUGACUCCAAACAAUAAACUUCAUUUGGUCCAAUACUGAAAUCUUAAUUUUGACAGUAAAUACAUGAAUUAGUAAUGUUUUUCAUCAUGCACUUCAUUUUGCAUGUGCCUUUAUCUCAUUUAUUGUGGUCAUAUCAGGGGUAAGAUUUAUUUACAAGAUGUUGUAAUUGAGCUGUGGCAAUUUCUGGGAGUUUGCCAGGAGGCUCAGACCCACCUCUGCUCCACCUCUUUGCAGGAGUUACAUAGAAACAGCGUCCCAACUGCACUUAAUCCAGUGGUUCUCAAGUCCAGUCCUCGAGCCCUCACUGUCCUGCAUGUUUUGGAUGUUUCACUGUUCCAACACACCUGAUUCAAAUGAUCUGCUCGUUACCAAGCUCUGUAAUGGCUUAGUAACGAGCUUAUCAUUUGAAUCAGGUGUGUUGGAGCAGGGAAACAUCCAAAACAUGCAGGACAGGGGGGGCUCGAGGACUGGAUUGAGAACCACUGACUUAAUCCAAGUCACACACAGGCCCCCUGUUUGUUACAAAAGUAGUGAAGUCAAAGUAAUAUUGACAGACCUUAUGCACAGCUAUACUAUUUCCAGGUCAUUCAGAGUUGUGAAGAGUUUUAGUUGCAUCAAGGUUUGUAAAUACUCCAGGAAUAUUACCACCAGCUCUCAGCAGUCAGUAAAUAAUGGUUUGUGACUGGUGUUAGUGGAUUCGGUGUUUAUUCCAAAGAGACUUCUUUAUAUAUACAGUGUAUAUAUAUAUAGAGAGAGGAACAUUUUGCUCUAAAUAAAUGCACAAUGCUUAGUUUGAAUUCAAACAACACUGACCCACGCAGAUGUUAUUUGCUCAGCAGUGCAGUUUAGGAAGUAAUUAACAUCCUGAGCUUGUUCUGUGAAUUAGAUUAUGUCUUUUAGCUCUUUAUCAGAAGUUUAGUGAACACAAAACCCUUCUGGGAAUCCGACUACAGACAUUUAAGGCAAACACAGUUCUGCUUUGCUUCAUCAAAUAUCCUCUUUAUUGGGUAAAAAAUAAUGUUUAAAAUGGCUCAAAGCAAACCUCCUGCAUUCCCAUAUAUAUUUGAUUUUACUUUAGGAUCUCCCGAAGCCAAUCCGAGCCAACUUCAUCCUCAACGUGGAGACUGAUGAACUUUUCAUCACAGCUGGCCUGCAGGACAGAGUCGUACAGGUAACAGAGUUAAUAUCAACCAAGUCCUGCGCACUGUUAUCAAACCUAUUAUUAAUUUAACAGGCUUUGUAUAAGGACAUGUUUGUCUGUGCAGGUCUAUGAAGGCUUAGUCUACAUGGAUUUCAGUAAGAAGCUCAUGGACGAGCAGGGAUAUGGUAUUAAAUCUUUAUUAUUCUGCAGCAGAUGAGCAAGCACAAGUCUGUGAAAAUGUGUGAGUGUGUGGGGGUGUUUUACAUUUUCAGGAGACUAUGUUUCAAUGGACAUGAGUGAUCUCCCAUCCUUCUGGCUGGCUUACCUGAGCGACCCCAGUGACUCUGGACGAAUCCACAGCAACAUCAGACAGCGCUGGCUCAGUGGUAGGGCUUCAUACUAAACAUAAAGUCAACAUUCAUACUGUGAUUUCAGAUUCUCUCAGCUCAAAACUCCUCACAAGACCUUUAAAUGUUAACUCACAGGCUGUUUUAUUGAUCUUAUGUGUUGCUCUAUCUUCCCUCAGGAGAGCCUCUGGUGGUUGAAGCGAUGAAAACUUUUGCUCAACUCACUGAUCAAGCAAGGUUGGUUUUAUUUCCUGAAAGCUGCAACCAUGCAUAAAUGUGUGCAGCAUGUAGCAGUGAAUGUUGUGAAAUAAAAGCAAACAGUGGACAUAAAAGUGUAAGAUUGAUGUUCGUGAAAAGUGGACUCUGGUUUUACAGCACUGUUUCAAUGCAGAAGUUACUUUAUCUCAAUCAUAUUUGAAGACCAGCUACAACUCCUGUGGUUUACCUGAUGAGCUUGCGGUCUGACAUCUAGUCUCAGGUCCUCAAUGAAAGAACAAUGUGACUUUUGUUAAGUGUGGUCCAGGGUUUGUUGAAGUAGAACUAGACUGCAACCUACUUAUCAGACCAAACAAUGUGUGACAAAGGUCAAAAGAAUGAACUUUUCAGUGUGUGACCUUCUGGUUUCUUUCUCUAUUCCUGUCAAGAGGUCUUUGGUUUCUCAGGACUUAUAUUAGCUGCAUUUUUUCUGAUUAAACAUCUUUGCCAUGGCACUUCAGAUGUUUUAAAAAGAAAAAGAGCAACUGUCCCACUGACUGAAAAUGUCCUCUUCAGGGUGGCUCUACAGGACAGAGACUGGACCCGCUUGGCACAGCUAAUGGACCAGAAUUUUGAGCUAAGGAGGUAAACAGUACUUUUUAAUAUGAGGCUUUUAUAAAGCAGUCAUGCUUAUUGCUAAAGUACCAACAUGUCACACAGGACUGUCUACACUGAUGACUGUCUUGGCCCUGGCAAUCUCAAGAUGGUUCAGCUGGCGAAGCAGGUGGGUGAUGAGUGUUUGCACAACGUGCUAACAGUGAGGGAUGUUUUAUUUCACACUAUCUGCUCUGCGUCUGUGGAUACAUCCUAGAGACCCUUAAAAUCAGGUAUAUGCCCCCUGUAGGUCAAAGGUGCUGGAAGUUUAUGCACAGACCAUACCGAGUCACCAACUCCUCUGCAGAACAUUAUGCAGCCUGUACUAAGAGGUUCCAUUUUUACUACAGAAUUCAAACAGCCUCUAUCAUGGCUGAGUCCUCCACACUUGAGGAUCAUUUUACUUAUUCAUAAAUCUUCCAAAUGUAAAAAGACAAGUGAAGGGGGCAUGGAUGUGAAUAGCUCUGUGUGUGGUUUUCUGCUGAUGCAGUUUUUCUGCUUCUUGCAGUUCGGUUCAGCGGUGAAGUUACCGGGCAGUGGAGGGGCUGUGGUGGGUCUGUGUCUGGAUAAUGACAGAUUGGUAAGAAUUUGUGACAUGGAACAAGAAGUUUUAAUGCUUCGACAGACACCUAAGUGAAAAUCAUGAGGUCAGCUUGAUUAGCACCAGAAUUAGCAUUCCACUCACUCAACUUAAACAAUCAAUCUCCAAUACCUGAAAGAGGGUAGGUCACCCAAGCAGCUGAAGAAACAGCUCUGAGACUAUCAACAACAAGAUUUACACAGCAGUUAUUCAACAACACAUUACUUGCACAUGUAAAGGACAAGAUCAGCAGAGGGAUGAGAGGUAUCCUUUUGUCCACAUGGGGACAAAGCUUUAAAAAGCCCCAUCUCGGUAAAUUACAUUUAUGGAUCUGAAUUUUCAUGUAUUGAUAAAAAAACCCCUUCCAGACUUCAGACACCAGGUUAAGCCUUUACUUUGGCAUGUACACACCUUUCCUCAGUUUCUGAUUGGCUAGUAACUGCCGGUGCAGGCACAGCCAAAUGAUGUAUCAGCAAAACAAACAUGGCAGUGAUGAGUUUUGUCUUGAGGUAAUGAAAAAUUAUAAUUGAAGAUUUAGAUGGGAGAAAGCAUCCAAAUGCUGACUCAUGAGCUUGUUUCAUUGCUCCCUUGUCCUGUAAGGUGGCAUUGACAGGCUGACACCAGCCAGAGCUGAGGACAUGUUUCACAUUUGCAAUUACUCUGCUAAAGAUGAGAUUUAUAUAUCAUAUCUGCAACAGGAAGUUUGUAUGUAAUUGUGCAAUGAGCUGCAAUGGUCUCAUGUUCCUUUGAUUAAAAAAAAAUACCACACACAGUUUUCCUGCAAAAAACAAAACAGUUUACUCAGUGAUAUAAAUAAAUAGGAUUCUCUGUGUGCUUGUAAACCUGUUAUUCCUAAUUUGAUUUAAACUGGGAUGAAUCUAAAACCAGGUAAUAAAAUCAUUUUAUUUUGAUACCAAAAUUAUUCUGAUAAUGUAUUUUUUAUUGACUCUGAGACAGAGAGCAAAACAUUCUAUGCAGUUUUUGAAGACACACCUGUUUUAUGAAAUAAAUCAGUUGUUUGUUAGGUUUGUUGAUUCCAUAUAUGUGAUUCAGUUCCCUGCUACAUGAUGCAGUUUGUCUUUUACCCACUAGGUGGAGAUGAGGCAGGCUUUCCAGGAGGCAGGCUGUGUCUUCUGUGUCAUCACACCGUACAACCCAUCUGCCAGCACGGUCAGCGGCCAACACUGACUUCACAUCUCUGCAGGACUCAGUCAGGCUACAAGAGGACACAAGGAUGAUUCACAGCCAUCAAGAUUACAACACAAAGAGCCUCUCAGAGACCCUCAGUGUCAUCAUAGGAAUAAUAACAACAGAGAACCACAGAGUGAUCUGUGAUAUGAAAUUAUGAAGAAGCCACAAAAAAUCAGGUUUGCUGCUGCAGGAAUCAUCUCUUUUAAUGAAAGUUCAAAUCAUUGCUGACCAGAAUGACUAAACAAUGGGGUUCAAGCAUUUAAGUGACUUUUGGGACUUAAAUGAGGACAUUUUUUGUUCUGUGAGGUGUAACAUAUGUAUCAGA